Molecule: messenger RNA, 3607 nt
Organism: Xenia sp. Carnegie-2017
Lineage: Eukaryota; Metazoa; Cnidaria; Anthozoa; Malacalcyonacea; Xeniidae
Product: rho guanine nucleotide exchange factor 7-like
Exons: 25
Coding region: 186-2171 (661 amino acids)
Molecular function (GO): guanyl-nucleotide exchange factor activity; protein binding
Source: RefSeq, a predicted model, not a curated record
UCUGUCAAAUUACCACUGUUGUCUCAGUCACGCAGGAUGAUCUCCGGAGAGAAAAUAUUAAAUAGUUUUCGAGAAUUGGCCCCCUGAAUAGAAAAGAAUCUUUCAAAUUUCAAAGAACGUAUGUAGCCGUGCUGUAAACUUCGUGGAUACUUCAUCGAAAAAGCUGUGUUCGUUUAAAUAGCGAUAUGUCACUUGUUAAUGUUCAUCUUGUUGAAGCCACAUUUCCAUUCACAGGAAGUGAUGAGGAUGAGCUUUGUUUUCAAAAAGGUGAUAUCAUCGAAGUUACCAAGGUUGUUGAAGGUGGAUGGUGGGAAGGUACAUUAAAUGGACGAACUGGUUGGUUUCCAAGCAAUCACGUGGCAGAAGUAUCAGCAAGUCCCGAGACUUCUGUUCAAACUACUUUAAAAACAGACGGUGUUUCCGACAGAGAAAGUGUCAGAGUUUAUCACAAUUUGGUCCUUCAAAAUAUACUGGAUACAGAAAAGGCCUAUGUCAACGAACUACAGUCCUUAUUAAGAGACUAUCUAAAGCCACUCCAGCAAUCAACUGCAAUACCAUCCGACGAAAGUAAAGUACUCUGUGGAAAUUUCGAGGAGAUUGUCAACUUUCAAGAUACUCUUUACGAGGAACUAAAGAAUGUUUCGUCGCAACCACUCGUACAACAACGAAUUGGAGCUGUAUUUUUGAAAACUGCCCCGAAAAUGAAAGAUAUGUACAUCAAGUAUUGCGCCAAUCAUCCCCGGGCUGUUGAGGUCCUGACCAAGUAUAGUGAUGAGCUAUCAGAGUUUAUGGAAAAACAAGGAGCAGAUUCACCAGGAGUUCUUGCACUUACAACAAGUUUAAGUACACUUUUUAGACGACUGGAUAAAUAUCCUACUCUUUUAAAAGAACUUGAAAGACAUUUGGAGGAUGGUCACGUAGAUGAAUUUGAUACGAAAAAGGCAAUUGCUGUAUUUCAAAAUAUCGGGACCAGCUGUCGCGAAACGAGGCGUAGGAAAGAGACUGAACACGAGAUAUUGACUGGAACAAUCGAAGGAUGGGACAAAGAGGAAAUGAAGAAACUUGGAGAUCUUGUUUACAUGUCAUCACUUUUAAUUCACUGCGAUAAUGAGGAAGUGAAGGAAAGGCAAUUCUUACUAUUUCCUGACGUCUUGGUUUUGCUUUCUGUUAGUGAUGAUAUAAGCGGUUAUUGUUUCGAGACAAGCUACAAAGUUACCGAUUUAAAAGUACGGAGUUUGGAAGACACGGAAGGCAUUCUAAACGCUUUAGAAAUAAAAGCUAGCGACCAGACAUUGGUUGUUUCAUCAAACAGCGAGAAAGAGAAAGCUGCCUGGCUCGAAUCUUUGGCCAGCGGUCCGCAUAGUCCAUUAGUGUCCACCGCACAAGGCACUGACUUGCCAGAUCGAGGCCAGGCUAAAGAGCCCUUCCCAUCUGUGCAGAAAGAAAAUGUCAAACCGUCUGAGGCAUUCAUUAAAAGUGAACAAAUCCCAGUAAAGAUCCCCCAGUCGCAUACAUUUCCAAGAACCGAAACAACAACUAUCACGCAAAGUGCAUCAUUGCCACGCUCUGUAGCUGCUCUCACCGAUGCCAACUGUCGUGACAUACCACCACCAUAUCUUCAACACGAAAGAAAAUGGGACUCGACUCAUUUACGUCCCACUCCUCCCCUUCGACCUGCAUUUGUGCUGACGAUGAAAGAUGAUUCUGUGAGUUCACCCAAGUCGGUAAAGACUUUGCUGCAAUCAAACCGUGGAAAGAAAGGUCGCUCAAAAAGUGAAGAUGAAUAUCGUCAAAAUUUUUCAUCUUCAGCUCGAGUGCUUGAAGAAGAUAUGGCGAUACUUGGUGUUAUCGAGAGUUACUGCAAAAGUGCGAAAGAACGAUUAAAUAUCAAAUGUAGCCCAAUACCUCCUACUGUCCCACCUCACAGGCACUCGACUGCAUCAACCCUCAGAGCUGAACGUGAGCAUGCUAAACAAAAGAAAAAGAAAAAGAGCAUAUUAAUAGGUGAGUUCAGAUGCCUGCGAAGUCAAGACGAAGAUUUGCGAACAGAGCCCAUGGAGAUGGAACGGGUGGCAAAGCAACGAGCUCGUUCAGAGAAGACAGAAAAAGUGUUGCAUGAAUCAUUGACGUCACAUAUAUCGCCACAGGAAGGCCUGGACUCGAGUUUCUAAGUCAGAAAGUUUUGCCAUGAUUUUUCUAUAUAUAGCAUAAAUUAGUUAAGAAAGCAACGUCUAUGUCAAACAGAAAUGAAUUUUUACAAUUCAAAGAAUUAUUUUUCAUACUAUUGCUGAAGGAAUGUUCAUUAUUUGACAGUCCUUUACCAGGCAUCAUUGUCUCAAUUGAGAACCUCUCGAUUGACUUGGAAAUACAAACUAAUUUUCUCUGAUUUAAUUCCCUAUUAAUAAGUUCAAAGCACUGAUAUAUAUAGAGACUGGAUGAUGCAACCUAACUCUGGUGCCUAGAAAAUUUUGAAACCAACUUUCGACAGCGGCGGCCAUAUUGGACUGUACCCUCUUAGUGUAUAUUUUAUAAUGAAGUUUUAUCAUAUUUUGUAUUCUUGUUAUUUUCUCUUUCAGAAAUAAUGCCAAAUCUUUUAUUAUGAUAUUUAAGGAACGUGAGAAGAUUUCUAUUUGAAAUUUAGGAAACAUGAGUUUUAGCCCAAAACCGCUCUAUUGCAGUCUUGUCAUCAUAAUUAUUUUUUGUCCCAAGAGUAAAACAUAUGAUCCAAGAUAAAUGCGAGAGUAGAAGUUUGUUGUAUAAAACCUAUAUAAAAACUGAAAACAUGGAUAAUCCAAUAUGGCCGCCACCCGGCUUCAAGUCAAGCACUAAGUUGUGUUAUCCAGGUUCAUGCAUAUCAGUGAUGUAAAGCAGUGAACAUGACUAUGGUAUUUUUAAUACUAUUAGCCUGUCAUACCCAUCAACCUGUCAAUUGAAAAUUUGACCUCGUUGACAUUGUUGUUGCACAGUCCUUUGGUAGAAGUCGUAGACAGUGACGUAGCGCUUAUUAGGUAGGGUUGAACGUUGCUUCACUAAAGAAGGGCCCCAAGGCUCAUCGUUCCAUAAGUUAAGAAACGGUUGGAAAACAGUUGGAAAAUGAAAUAUAAGAAUGUAUUGAUUUGCAUGUGAUGUCGGCAAUUGCACUUUUGUCAACACUGGCCUUUAGCACAUGGUACAGUACAUAUAUGCCGAAGGUAUAGUAUAUGAAUCAGUGGUCUCACUUCGAAGUGCAACUUGCUGAUGUAUAUUGAUGGGGAAAUGCAGUUAACUGGCCCUCGUUAUUCCAAUCACGUGUGCAUUAGUUAUGUUUCAAACAAAAUUUUUCAAUACAAAAAGUGAGACUUCUGCUUGUUCCCUAUACUGUGCCUAAGGGCUCAUUCUACCUUCGUUAAGUCACUGGUCGAAAAUGUGGUGUAUCUGGCAGUUAUUAACUUAUAGUAAAAUAAUUUUUCAAUUGACGUAGUUAAGGUAGUUAUAUCAGCAAUAUUACAGUCGAAUUGCUAUUGAAAUAAUUGUGCAUAUUAUAUUUUUUUGUCCAUAACACCGUGAUAAAUAGAUUAGCAUUGAAAAAAUUUUGUAGAAAUAUUUUUCAAUAAAAAUAGACAACGUA